Messenger RNA from Fomitiporia mediterranea MF3/22, 656 nucleotides. RefSeq lists its product as uncharacterized. The record is from RefSeq and is a predicted model, not a curated record. Lineage: Eukaryota; Fungi; Basidiomycota; Agaricomycetes; Hymenochaetales; Hymenochaetaceae. The annotation marks the transcript as partial. The transcript has a single exon.
UUGAAGCAUGCUCGGGAUGCUAUGAGGAGGGCGAAUGCACGGUUCUUGCAGGAGGCCCGGGCUGGGACGAUGAACGGGAAUGGGAAUGGGAGUGGGAAGGGUGAGGUUGACGCAAAGAUGGCUGAUGUUUUGGCGCGUGCUGGUAUCGGUUCCGGACUGGAGACACAACGAUACUCUGAGGAACGUGAAGACGAAAUACGGGAUGAUUUGGAGCGGGAUGAAGGAACGGUAAGAGCGAAGUCCACAGAGAGCACGGUGCAUGAAAGGCCGUCCGUUCCGCGAGGACCAUUCGAUUUCUCCGGUUGUUCAAGUGACACCCACCCGAAAUACCCUAAACGACCGCGAUCUUCAUCUUUUGACGAGACGGCCUUACCUUCGCCUUCUGGUUUUGGCUCUAAGGCAAGUGGCAACUCGACACUCGAGUCGCCUCUUGCGCCUCCGCGCCGCGGGUCCAUAGACAUUAGCUCAACAGUUUACCCUAUGGCUAAAUCUGGCACAUCUUUACUGGCUUCCUCGGAAUCGACUCCAACUGCGAGCGGUGCAUCCAACGCGAAACGGGCUAAGCUUGCGAGCCAAGAAACCUUGGAUGCAUUCUUCAAGCGUUCCUCCGGAUCGUCUUCGUCAUCACCGAGUAUAAAUGCUAGCCGGGCCAAACC